UAUAAACAGCUGGGGAGGGGGGAAACAGCGCAUGCGCAGUGUAACACCGGCGACGGCUUGAAAAGGCCCGACGAUUAAGGGAUUAAAGGAGCCCAAUUUGACAGGCUGCACAAUGAGUCAGAGUAAGGACAAUGCUCGACUCAAGAGCUACAAGAACAAGUCUCUUAACACCGAUGAAAUGAGACGGCGGCGGGAAGAAGAAGGUCUGCAGCUCCGUAAACUGAAGAAAGAUGAACAGCUGUUCAAGAGGAGAAACGUGGCCACAGUGGAUCAUGAUGGCGCCUUGGAAGACGACGGAAUGGCUGACAGCGGCUACUUGGAGUCCCAGGCUAACAACAUGGACCCCCUCACGGGCGCCGUCAUCUCGGAGGACAUGACUCAAAUGAUCUUCUCCACUUCUCCCGAGCAACAACUCAUCGGCACUCAGCGAUUUAGGAAACUCCUUUCUAAAGAGCCCAAUCCACCCAUUGAUGAGGUCAUCGCCACGGCGGGCGUGGUGGAGCGCUUCGUGGAGUUCCUGAAGAGGCGAGAAAACUGCACGUUGCAGUUCGAGGCGGCAUGGGUGCUGACCAACAUCGCGUCAGGAACCUCCCACCAGACACGGGUGGUCAUCCAGGCGGGCGCCGUGCCCAUCUUCAUAGAGAUGCUCGGCUCAGAUUUUGAAGAUGUGCAAGAGCAGGCCGUGUGGGCGCUGGGCAACAUAGCGGGAGACAGCACGGAGUGCAGAGACUUUGUUGUUGACUGCAACAUUCUGCCUUCACUGCUGCAGUUAUUGGCCAAACAGACUCGCCUAACAAUGAUGAGGAACGCCGUGUGGGCGCUCUCCAACCUGUGCAGGGGGAAGAACCCUCCACCAGACUUCACAAAGGUGUCCCCGUGUCUCAGCGUGCUGUCUUGGCUGCUGUUUGUCAACGACACGGACAUCAUGGCCGACGCGUGCUGGGCGCUCUCAUACCUGUCUGACGGACCCAACGACAAAAUCCAGGCCGUCAUCGACUCGGGAGUGUGUCGCAGGCUGGUGGAGUUACUGAUGCACAACGAUUACAAGGUGGUGUCUCCUGCACUUCGGGCUGUUGGAAACAUUGUGACUGGGGAUGAUUAUCAGACACAGGUUAUCCUCAACUGUUCGGCACUGCAGUCCCUUCUUCACCUUCUGAGCAGCCCCAAAGAGUCCAUCAAGAAGGAAGCCUGCUGGACCAUCUCCAACAUCACAGCAGGGAACCGAGCACAAAUACAGAUGGUGAUGGACGCUAACCUGCUGCCUCCGCUAAUUGCCAUCCUACAAGUGGCAGAGUUCCGCACAAAGAAGGAGGCAGCAUGGGCGAUUACCAACGCCACAUCUGGGGGCUCUGCUGAGCAGAUCAGGCACCUUGUGCAACUGGGCUGCAUAAAGCCCCUGUGUGAUUUGCUGACGCUGAUGGACUCUAAGAUAGUUCAAGUGGCCUUAAAUGGCAUCGAGAACAUCCUGCGACUGGGUGAACUGGAGGCCAAGAGAGGAGGAGGCAUCAACCCUUACUGCGCACUCAUUGAGGAGGCCUACGGUCUGGACAAGCUGGAGUUCCUUCAGAGACAUGAGAACCAGGACAUCUUCCAGAAAGCGUACGACUUGAUAGAGCGCUACUUCAACGCAGAGGACGAGGACGCGUCUCUCGCUCCGGAGGUGGAUCUGCAGCAGCAGCAGUUCCUCUUCCAGCAGUGCGAGGCGCCCAUGGAAGGCUUCCAGCUCUAAUCUGCGCUCGCAACUUCAUCCUCAGCUCAUUUCUUAUCGGUUGAGGGGGGGCUCGCCUCGUUCCUCCCCCUCCUUAUUGUCCAGAGAGAUUGGUUUGAUCCUAACUACACAAAUGGUGGUCAAGUUCUGCUGGCUCGUGAAGGUUGAGCUCACCUGUGCGCGUCCCCUUCAUCACCCGAAUUCCCCGAAACAUAUCCUGCAUAUCCUACUUUUUGGAUUUGACACCAAGCUCUCUGUGGGCAGAGAAGCUGGCGGUGCGCGUGAAGAAGCUCGCCCAGACAUACGAGGCCCACUUGUGACUGGACUGCCCAACACACGGACUCAAGCGACUGCGAGGAAAGGCACUUAAGAUGAUCAACGUGGAGCUGGAUGGACAAAUUAGGACGCGGCUGCUGGAUUUUCUAUCACACGCGGCUUGAUGGAGACCGGCCCUCCGCCCUGAAGACAUGUCAGGACUGCCUCUGGUGUGACCCCAUUCCUCCCAUGGACGCAUGGGAACAUUGCAGUCUUCCUGGCACUGAGACAAUUGGACAAGACUAAUCCAGUGGGGAUUCGUACUAGCAUCAUUUAAUUUCACAGCACUUUAGUUGAGGACUGACAGACACUCGUGUUUACUUUUGAACUGCUUGAAGCCAACAACAAAACUCCAGCACACUAAAUCCGAGCAGCGCUCCAAGAAAUAUUCUGACAAUUGGCAGUGUUGCCCAAAACAACCUUAGUACUUUCUCAUCUGAUAGCCACAAAUGUGGAGUUUUGUCAUAAAUGGUCAUUAAUCCAGAUCUUUUUAACAAGACUCCAGAUGAAACCUGCUCGACCUCAGCCUGCUACACGGAGCGUUUAGCCAGUCCCCUUCCCAUUGCUUACUUUUGUCAGCGACUCUGGAAAAGACCACCGCUGUAGUGUUGCGUUUGUGCGAUUCUCCCCUGUUCUGACGUUUGCAUAAAGGCAUCUCAUCAA
Molecule: messenger RNA, 2686 nt
Organism: Nerophis lumbriciformis (worm pipefish)
Lineage: Eukaryota; Metazoa; Chordata; Actinopteri; Syngnathiformes; Syngnathidae
Gene: kpna1
Product: karyopherin alpha 1 (importin alpha 5)
Biological process (GO): protein import into nucleus
Cellular component (GO): cytoplasm
Molecular function (GO): protein binding; nuclear import signal receptor activity
Source: RefSeq, a predicted model, not a curated record